AAUAUCACAAGCGAAAUGGAUAAUCGUCGCGUGUUGCUGAAGCUUUCGUUCUUGGCUGUUCUGGUGGUACUUUUUGUUUUUGUGCAGGAAACAAGUGCCGGCAGUCAACAGAAGAAGAAGAAGAUUGUGAUCCAUGUGCCAGUUCAUAAAAAGAUCGAGAAACAUGUGCAUACGAUUAUAAAGCAUGUGCAUCAUCAUCACAAGCCGAUUGUCCUAAAGGAGGAGAAGAAAAUUAUCCACGAAGAGCAUCGUCCGAUACAAAUCCAUCAGACCAAAGAGCAUAUACAUCAUCACGAGAAGCAUGAUCAUGCCCAUCACGAUCAUCACCAGCAUCACGAACACCAUCAUCCCAUCGAACAGUUGCCCAUCGAGCAGGAAGAGGAGGAGCAUAUCCAUCAUCAUCACAACUAUGAACACAAGGAUGGCUUCAUUGGCAGCGAAACGGAUGCCAGCAGCAGCAGCAGCAGCAGCAGCAUCGGCAGCAGCGAGGAGCGCUGACUAAACUAAAGAGAGACAAAAACAAAACCAAAACGUGGCUCGGCGAAAUUCUGUGGGUGAUUUUUACUUUGUGAUGUAAUACGUAGAUAU
This is a messenger RNA of Drosophila montana, 588 nucleotides long. RefSeq names its product histidine-rich glycoprotein. The coding region runs from base 16 to 498 and encodes 160 amino acids. The transcript has 3 exons. NCBI's taxonomy places the organism in Eukaryota, Metazoa, Arthropoda, Insecta, Diptera, Drosophilidae. The record is from RefSeq and is a predicted model, not a curated record.